GGACUUUAAAAAAGAGGAUCGGAACCGCUUCUCGCUCGGCGGCGCCGCGUCCCCCUCCGGCCUAAAGGGGGACCGGGAUGUGAGCGCUCGGGGGCGGGAGCCGCGCUGCGGAGGAGACCGUGCUCGGGGCCGCUGCGAGGGAGCUGAGGGCCGAGAGGCGGCGGCUGCCUCUCGCCGCGUUCCGUCCUCUCUCGGCUUCUCCCGUUCCCGGCGCGGCGCUGCGCCGCCUCUCCGGCGUCCUGCCUUAAACUGCCGCGCAAGGGAGGGCCGGGCGGAAGCAUGUCCAACCCCGAGGAGCGGCUCUCAUCCCGCCCCCCGGCCCCCCUGGCUGCGGCGCCCGGGGAAAAGCCCGGCUCCGGCCGCCGCCCGCCCCACUCUCAUGGCCGGGGCGGCGGAGGUGGAGGCAGCGGCGGGUCUCCUCCCCCCCCCGCGCCCGGAGGCAGCUCGGUUGCCCGCAGCUCCCUCGCUCUGCUCCUGACAGCCGCCGCCGGCAGCAGCAGCAGCGGGAGCCGCGCUGCAGGGACUGCCCCCGCCGCCUCCGCCCGCAUCGGCCCCGCAGCGGCGGCGGCUCCUCUCCGCGCUCCAAUCCCCUCCUUCUCCUUCGCUUCUCCAUCUUCGUUUUACUUCUUGCCGCCGCCUCCUCGUUUCCCCUCCUCGUCUUCCUUUAACCUCACGAGUCUCCAAGGGAGGGAAGGAGGAGGAGGAAGAGAUGCUAGCGGAGCGGCGGCGGCUCACUUGAUCGCCCAUCCAGGCGGCGGCGGCGGCAGGAGGAGACUCUUCUCUUCUCCCUCCAUCCAGGGCUCGCUGUUCCGCUCCGCGGCCGCCGGCCCCCGGCAGCACCAUCCGCGGCUCCUCCUCCCCGCGGCCGCCUCUCGCCCGUGGUCCUGCGCUUUCCUCGGCGCUGCAGCGGCGGCCGCCCGCGGCGACGGGAUCCGAGGAGGCGACGGCCCCGGCGGGAGCGGGACUUCGCGGCGGCUGCGAGGCGCCUUCUUCUCCUUCUCGUCUCCCCUGCUCCCGGGGCCAGACAUGGAAGAUGGAUCUAAUUCUGCCAGCUGCUUCAGGAGGUUUACGGACUGUUUCCUGAACACAAGUUUAACAGAUGAAAAAGUGAAGGCCUAUCUUUCCCUUCAUCCCCAGGUGCUGGAUGAGUUUGUGUCAGAAAGUGUAAGUGCGGAAACUGUUGAAAAAUGGCUAAAAAGAAAAAACAACAGACAGGAAGAUGAAUCGACUCCUAAAGAAGUCAGCAGGUAUCAGGAUACGAACAUGCAAGGUGUAGUGUAUGAAUUGAACAGCUACAUAGAGCAGCGCCUGGAUACAGGAGGAGAUAACCAACUGCUUUUGUAUGAACUGAGCAGCAUCAUUAAAAUAGCUACGAAAGCUGAUGGAUUUGCACUAUAUUUCCUGGGAGAAUGCAAUAAUAGUCUGUGUGUAUUUACACCACCAGGAGCUAAAGAAGGACAACCACGGCUCAUUCCUGCAGGGCCCAUUGCACAUGGCACUACAGUAUCUGCUUAUGUAGCCAGAUCCAGAAAAACGUUGUUAGUAGAAGAUAUUCUGGGGGAUGAGCGAUUUCCCAAAGGUACUGGACUGGAAUCAGGGACUCGUAUCCAAUCUGUUCUUUGUUUACCAAUUGUCACUGCCAUUGGUGAUCUGAUUGGUAUCCUGGAGCUUUAUCGUCACUGGGGCAAAGAAGCCUUCCGUCUUAGUCACCAAGAGGUUGCAACGGCAAAUCUUGCAUGGGCUUCAGUAGCAAUACAUCAAGUACAAGUGUGCAGAGGUCUUGCCAAGCAGACUGAACUGAAUGACUUCUUGCUUGAUGUAUCGAAAACAUACUUUGAUAAUAUAGUUGCAAUAGAUUCUCUACUUGAACAUAUAAUGAUAUAUGCAAAAAACCUGGUGAAUGCAGAUAGGUGUGCACUCUUCCAGGUUGACCACAAAAAUAAGGAGCUGUAUUCAGAUCUUUUUGAUAUUGGAGAAGAAAAUGAUGGGAAACCUGUUUUUAAGAAGACCAAAGAAAUAAGAUUUUCUAUAGAGAAAGGAAUAGCUGGUCAAGUGGCAAGAACCGGGGAAGUCCUUAACAUCCCUGAUGCCUAUGCAGAUCCACGCUUUAACAGAGAAGUAGACCUCUAUACGGGCUACACAACCAGAAAUAUCCUGUGCAUGCCUAUUGUGAGCCGAGGAAGUGUAAUAGGCGUUGUGCAGAUGGUGAACAAAAUAAGUGGAAGUGCCUUCUCUAAAACCGAUGAGAACAACUUUAAAAUGUUUGCAGUCUUCUGUGCUUUAGCCUUACACUGUGCUAAUAUGUACCACAGAAUUCGCCAUUCAGAGUGUAUUUACCGUGUAACAAUGGAGAAGCUAUCCUACCACAGUGUUUGUACUGCAGAAGAGUGGCAAAACCUCAUGCACUGUACACUGCCUCCACAUAUUUAUAAAGAAAUUGAACUAUACCACUUUGACAUCAGUCCGUAUGAGGAUGUGUGGCCUGCCAUUUUUGUCUACAUGGUUCACCAGUCCUGUGGGACAGCCUGCUUUGAACUUGAAAAGCUAUGCCGAUUUACUAUGUCUGUAAAGAAGAACUAUCGUCGUGUGCCCUAUCACAACUGGAAGCAUGCAGUUACAGUUGCACACUGCAUGUAUGCCAUACUUCAGAACAACCAGGGGCUCUUCACUGAUCUGGAGCGAAAAGGUCUUUUAGUUGCAUGCCUAUGUCAUGAUCUGGAUCACAGAGGUUACAGCAACAGCUACCUUCAGAAGUUUGAUCACCCUCUAGCUGCUCUCUAUUCCACAUCAACAAUGGAACAGCACCACUUCUCACAAACUGUGUCCAUCCUGCAGCUGGAAGGGCACAAUGUCUUUUCCAAUCUGAGCUCCAGUGAAUAUGAGCAAGUACUUGAGAUCAUCCGGAAAGCCAUCAUCGCCACGGACCUUGCCCUGUAUUUUGGAAAUAGAAAACAGCUUGAAGAACUGCAUCAGGCAGGAGCAUUAAACCUUAAGAACCAAGCACACAGAGACAGAGUGAUCGGUCUGAUGAUGACUGCUUGCGAUUUGUGUUCUGUAACAAAACUGUGGCCAGUUACCAGACUGACAGCCAAUGAUAUAUAUGCUGAGUUCUGGGCUGAGGGCGAUGAGAUGAAAAAGACAGGUAUUCAACCCAUUCCUAUGAUGGACAGAGACAAGAAGGAUGAAGUCCCUCAGGGUCAAAUUGGAUUCUACAAUGCUGUAGCCAUCCCAUGUUACACCACACUUGCACAAAUUUUUCCUCCAACUGGGCCACUACUCCGAGCAUGCAGGGACAAUCUCAACCAGUGGGAGAAAGUAACGAGAGGUGAAGAAGCCUCUAUAUGGAUUACUUCCCAGUCCAUUGCUCCUGGAACCUCAGAUUCACUUCCUGUGAAGACUGAUGACUGAACAGCGACAACAGAUUGCUUUAAACCUAAAAGCAUCCUUUUGGGAGUUUUUGUUUUGUUUUGUUUUGUUGUUGGGUUUUGUUUUUUUUUUGUCUUUUUUUUGUU
Messenger RNA from Phasianus colchicus (ring-necked pheasant), 3512 nucleotides. RefSeq names its product phosphodiesterase 10A (gene PDE10A). The record is from RefSeq and is a predicted model, not a curated record. Gene Ontology annotation, biological process: signal transduction. Lineage: Eukaryota; Metazoa; Chordata; Aves; Galliformes; Phasianidae. Gene Ontology annotation, molecular function: 3',5'-cyclic-nucleotide phosphodiesterase activity; protein binding.